AUUUAAUUAGUCAGUCAAGGGCUUCAGUUAAAUAGAAUAAAAAUGAACUAAAUAGACUGGCUUUAAACAAUGCUUUUAACUCAAAACAAUAUAUAAUAUAAACAAUGUCUUUAUGUAUUUAUUUAAUAUUGUAGCUGAUUUGGUGUAGUGGGUGGUUGAAAUCGAUGGUAAUUAAAAGGUAAAUUAAUUACUAUACUGUGAUAGUCGUUUGAUUUUUUUCCUGUUAUAGUUUUGCUUUUAUUUUGAAGGCUCAAUGUCUUAGCCGGAUAUGCAGUGCCUUAUUAUUCUUUCUUAACUUAGUUACAGGAAGCGGAAACUUGGCCAGAAAUCAGAGCGCGAGCUGACUGACUUCACUUACGUCCGCAGAGAGGAUUUAUAUACGGUGCUCUGCGGAAAGUCGACAUCAGUUUGUCUUCACCGUAGAAGUAACAAAUCGAAAAAAAUGAGCGGAAGAGGAAAAGGCGGUAAAGGACUCGGUAAAGGAGGCGCUAAGCGUCACCGUAAAGUCCUCCGUGAUAACAUCCAGGGAAUCACCAAACCCGCCAUCCGCCGUCUGGCUCGCCGCGGCGGCGUGAAGCGUAUCUCCGGUCUGAUCUACGAGGAGACCCGCGGUGUGCUGAAGGUGUUCCUGGAGAAUGUGAUCCGUGAUGCCGUCACCUACACCGAGCACGCCAAGAGGAAGACCGUGACCGCCAUGGACGUGGUUUACGCGCUGAAGAGGCAGGGCCGCACCCUGUACGGCUUCGGAGGUUAAACCUGAUCCAGACCUGCUGAGACAAGAACACAAAGGCUCUUUUAAGAGCCGCCACUUCCUCUAAGAGACGAUAUCCGUGUUUUUACUGUAGUAACUUCACAAUUUCAUGUAUGAAGAGGCUUGAAUAUAAUGUGGCGUUGGAUGCUGUUUACAAUGUUAAACAAUCUCACAUGGCACAUGACUUAUUCCCUAGAGACCUGACUUUGAAGAAUAAAGUAACUCAGUACUACUACU
Messenger RNA from Thunnus maccoyii (southern bluefin tuna), 988 nucleotides. Its product is annotated as histone H4. Lineage: Eukaryota; Metazoa; Chordata; Actinopteri; Scombriformes; Scombridae. The record is from RefSeq and is a predicted model, not a curated record. Gene Ontology annotation, molecular function: protein heterodimerization activity; structural constituent of chromatin; DNA binding. The coding region runs from base 443 to 754 and encodes 103 amino acids. Gene Ontology annotation, biological process: nucleosome assembly. Gene Ontology annotation, cellular component: nucleosome. The transcript has a single exon.